AUGGCUGAUAGAUACUCAUUUUCAUUAACUACUUUCUCACCUAGUGGUAAAUUAGUACAAAUAGAGUAUGCAUUAAAUGCAGUAAAACAGGGAGUAACAACAAUUGGUAUAAAAUGUGAUAAUGGAGUAGUAUUAGCAACAGAAAGAAAAUCAAACUCGGUACUUCAGAUACCAGAUGUAAAUAAUAAAGUAGAAUAUAUUACACCAAAUAUUGGAAUGACAUAUAGUGGAAUGGGACCAGAUUUUAGAGUAUUAGUUGAUAAAGCAAGGAAAUUAGCACAAACAAAUUAUAAAUUAAUAUAUAAUGAAUAUCCACCAGUAAGAAUAAUGGUUCAAGAAAUUGCAAAAGUAAUGCAGGAAAGUACACAAUCUGGAGGUAUAAGACCUUUUGGAGUAUCAUUAUUAGUUGGUGGGUAUGAUGAAUAUUCAGAAAAAUUUCAAUUAUAUCAAGUUGAUCCAAGUGGGUCAUAUUUUCCUUGGAAAGCAACUGCAAUAGGUAAAACUUCAAAUAGUGCUAAAACUUUUUUGGAAAAAAGAUGGAAUGAAAAUUUACAAUUAGAAGAUGCUAUACAUGUUUCUUUAUUGGCUUUAAAAGAAAGUGUUGAUGGUGAAUUAAUUGGUGAAAAUUUAGAUAUUGCAGUAAUAAGUGAUCCUCAACAACAAUUAUUAGGUUUUACUGGUACAAAUAUUGAAGGUCCAAGAUUUAAAAAAUUAAGUGCAGAAGAAAUUAAUGAUAUAUUAGAUAGUUUAUAA
Lodderomyces jiufengensis is the source of this 753-nucleotide messenger RNA. It is a transcript of the gene PRE8, whose product is annotated as proteasome core particle subunit alpha 2. The record is from RefSeq and is a predicted model, not a curated record. Gene Ontology annotation, biological process: ubiquitin-dependent protein catabolic process. NCBI's taxonomy places the organism in Eukaryota, Fungi, Ascomycota, Pichiomycetes, Serinales, Debaryomycetaceae. Gene Ontology annotation, cellular component: proteasome core complex; proteasome core complex, alpha-subunit complex. The transcript is spliced from 2 exons. The coding region runs from base 1 to 753 and encodes 250 amino acids.